Messenger RNA from Strongylocentrotus purpuratus (purple sea urchin), 558 nucleotides. RefSeq lists its product as uncharacterized. Gene Ontology annotation, biological process: signal transduction. Gene Ontology annotation, molecular function: protein binding. Lineage: Eukaryota; Metazoa; Echinodermata; Echinoidea; Camarodonta; Strongylocentrotidae. The transcript is spliced from 2 exons. Bases 52 to 558 code for a protein of 168 amino acids. The record is from RefSeq and is a predicted model, not a curated record.
UUACGCGUCCUUGUAUUGUGCGGUAUAUGCAACACUAUAACAACAAAGAAAAUGGAGAAAGGACUAACUGAAAUGAUGCUUUUAGACAUGACUAACGAGAUUGGUAAUCAUGUGGGAUUAAAGAAGUUUGGAGUUAAAUUGGGAUUUACUCUGAUGGAGAUAAUUGAGUUUGAGAAGCUGAACAAGGAAAACCCGUUUGCGGGAACAAUAAAGAUGUUGAGUAAAUGGCGAACAGACACAGAAAUCAAGAAUCAAAUACCCAAACUGAAAACAGCCUUGAAGAUAGCAGGAUUGACAGAAGUUGCAAAAUCAUUUUCCGGAGUACUUGAAAAAGAAUCAGCAAAAAUUAAAGCAAAGUUAAGGAAGGUCUCCGGUGAUGGGAAAGAGGGCAAAGCCGGGACAUCGACUGCAGUGGCAGAAAAGGAGGCUAAGAAUAAAAAAACACCAGCGAAGAAGACGGCACAGAAAGGUACCAAGACCAUGGAGACCAAACCGAUAUCAGCUAAGAAGGUGCCCCGUGAUGGUCCCAAACCAGGUGGGUUAAACGUAGAGUCAUAA